ACUUCUUUUGUUUAAGCUUUACAAAUGUACAAAUUAGGCAUUUCCUUUUGAUGUGGCUUUGAAUAUGUAAUUCGUGAAAAAUAUUAAGUACGUGCAAAUUUUCUAGUACCACAUAGUCUCAAGAUACUAGUGUUUCGAGCUUACAAUAAUUUAACACAGCACCAUUCGAGCACUCAUCCACCCAAGGAGAUCCAGUCGGCCGCAGGGACGGAAUGUGUGCCGUGUGUCCGCCAGCACCAUUAGAGCACUCGCCCACCCUAGGAGACCCGGUCGACCGCAGGGACGGAAUGUGUGCCGUGUGUCCGCCAGCACCAUUAGAGCACUCGCCCACCCUAGGAGACCCGGUCGACCGCAGGGACGGAAUGUGUGCCGUGUGUCCGCCAGCACCAUUAGAGCACUCGUUCACCCUAGGAGAUAGGGUCCGCCGUAGGGAUGGAAUGUUGGCCGUGUGUCUGCCAGCACCAUUAGAGCACUCAUCCACCCAAGGAGAUCCAGUCGGCCGCAGGGACGGAAUGUUGGCCGUGUGUCCGCCAGCACCAUUAGAGCACUCGCCCACCCGAGGAGACCCGGUCGGCCGCAGGGACGGAAUGUGUGCCGUGUGUCCGCCAGCACCAUUAGAGCACUCGCCCACCCUAGGAGACCCGGUCGACCGCAGGGACGGAAUGUGUGCCGUGUGUCCGCCAGCACCAUUAGAGCACUCGCCCACCCGAGGAGACCCGGUCGGCCGCAGGGACGGAAUGUGUGCCGUGUGUCCGCCAGCACCAUUAGAGCACUCGCCCACCCUAGGAGACCCGGUCGGCCGCAGGGACGGAAUGUGUGCCGUGUGUCCGCCAGCACCAUUAGAGCACUCGCCCACCCUAGGAGACCCGGUCGGCCGCAGGGACGGAAUGUGUGCCGUGUGUCCGCCAGCACCAUUAGAGCACUCGCCCACCCUAGGAGACCCGGUCGGCCGCAGGGACGGAAUGUGUGCCGUGUGUCCGCCAGCACCAUUAGAGCACUCGCCCACCCGAGGAGACCCGGUCGGCCGCAGGGACGGAAUGUGUGCCGUGUGUCCGCCAGCACCAUUAGAGCACUCGCCCACCCGAGGAGACCCGGUCGACCGCAGGGACGGAAUGUGUGCCGUGUGUCCGCCAGCACCAUUAGAGCACUCGCCCACCCUAGGAGACCCGGUCGGCCGCAGGGACGGAAUGUGUGCCGUGUGUCCGCCAGCACCAUUAGAGCACUCGCCCACCCGAGGAGACCCGGUCGGCCGCAGGGACGGAAUGUGUGCCGUGUGUCCGCCAGCACCAUUAGAGCACUCGCCCACCCGAGGAGACCCGGUCGACCGCAGGGACGGAAUGUGUGCCGUGUGUCCGCCAGCACCAUUAGAGCACUCGCCCACCCGAGGAGACCCGGUCGGCCGCAGGGACGGAAUGUGUGCCGUGUGUCCGCCAGCGCCCGGGCGGCAUGCAGACGCCCACGGACCUGCUGUCGGCCGUGGAGCUGGCCAUGGUGGUGCUGUACGUGUGGCACGUGGCCACGCAGCUGCUGGCGCUCGCCAUCUCGCUGCUGCGGCCGCUGGCGGUGCUCGUGGUGGCGGCCGCCUUCCUGCACUCGGAGAAGUCCGCGUGGCUGCUGUGCGACGUGCUGGCGUCGCGCCUCGUGCACGCCAAGAACUGGGCCAUGUCCGUGAGCGUGAGCGCGCGGCGCAGCGGCGACGUCGCCCUCCCGGCCUCCAGGGGGCGCAGUCCCUCGGCCGGCAGGGAACCGGCCCCCGCCGACACCUGAACACCCGCGCCCGCGCGGUCGUGACCGUCCCGUGCCUGUGCCUCCCGUCGUGCAGCUGUCGUGCCAAUAAAGCCCGUGCUCUCUUGGA
This is a messenger RNA of Bacillus rossius redtenbacheri, 1855 nucleotides long. RefSeq lists its product as uncharacterized. Bases 1447 to 1767 code for a protein of 106 amino acids. NCBI's taxonomy places the organism in Eukaryota, Metazoa, Arthropoda, Insecta, Phasmatodea, Bacillidae. The record is from RefSeq and is a predicted model, not a curated record. The transcript is spliced from 2 exons.